This is a messenger RNA of Brassica napus (rape), 2005 nucleotides long. RefSeq names its product transcription factor ORG3. Gene Ontology annotation, molecular function: DNA-binding transcription factor activity, RNA polymerase II-specific; protein dimerization activity; RNA polymerase II transcription regulatory region sequence-specific DNA binding. The transcript has 2 exons. Gene Ontology annotation, biological process: regulation of transcription by RNA polymerase II. The coding region runs from base 978 to 1718 and encodes 246 amino acids. Gene Ontology annotation, cellular component: RNA polymerase II transcription regulator complex. The record is from RefSeq and is a predicted model, not a curated record. NCBI's taxonomy places the organism in Eukaryota, Viridiplantae, Streptophyta, Magnoliopsida, Brassicales, Brassicaceae.
ACAUAGUUUUUGUUUACUCGAUAAAUAUUUUUUACUAAUAAACGAAUGUUCAGUUCAGAUCAAGAAAAUGGUAGUGGUGUAUUCAAAAAUAUAAUAUGGCAUAUUAAAAUUUUAAGUUUAAUGUAUGUAGAUUAAUAUAGAAAAAUUCAAAACAAAACAUCAUUUAUUAGCUACACAAAAGGUAUUGAAACAAUUAUAAAGACUAAGACCAUCUUCGCUGCUUUACUUUAUUUUUUUCUCUAAAACAGAGUAACCCUAUAGUAGAGUUGGAUGUUGCUCCAAUGGUACUCUAUUUUAGAGUGAAAAAUAAAGUGAUGAACAAAAAAUAAAAAAAAGUACUUUAUAUAUAGAGUAAAAAAUAGGUUUACACUAUUAUAUAGUAGAAAAUAUAGUAUCAUUGAAACUUUUUUACUCUAAAUUUUAUUUUAGAAGAGAAAAUAAAAUGAGGUUGGAGAUGCCCUAAAGCAUACUGAAGAUCAUAAAUUGUCAUAAAUAUUAAAAACAUGUUAGUAAAUUGUAAAUUAAAAAUGUUAUCUAAAUCAAAACAUUUUUAUGCCACACAUAUUUUUGUGAAUCAAAGAAAUUAUAUACUUUUCUUAUAGAAAAAUAUUUUUUUUAAAAGAAAAAUACCGAUAAUUAAAAAGUGUAUUUUACAAAAUUUAACUAGUUUUUGUCUAAAAGUACCUGCCCCUGAUAUGACCUUAUCAAAUGAGAUAUGAGUGAGGUAUAUGCUUAUAAAAAAUGUGAUUCCUCAUUAUAGUACCUAUUACGUCGACGUAUAACAUUUCAAAAAUCUUAUAAUUUCUUAACUUCAAUUUGACAACAGAGAUUUAUUUGAUUAUUUUGUCGGUCAAUAUAAUAUCUAUAUCUGUCUCUAUAUAUAGGUCAGUAAUAUUCAACCUAUAGUUCAGGACAUCCUCCACCUAAAUCCUCAACAGAAGAAAAAAGCUUUAAAAACUGUCUUUAGUCUAGCAAAAAUGCAUGCAUUGGGCCCUCCAUUAUUCCCAAACUGUGGAUGGGUGUCGAGAGGAGAGUAUGAGAGCUACAACCUCAUCGGAGAUAACCAUAAAAUCGGCACGUUUCUUGAUUUUCCGGUACCGAAGACGUAUGGAGUGGUUCAUCAUCAGACCAGCUUAGGGGUUUCUGUUUCGUCAGAGGGAAAUGGAAUAAAUAACAAUUCGGUCGUGAUCAAGAAGCUAAAUCACAAUGCUAAUGAGCGUAACCGUCGCAAGAAAACCAACUCUUUGUUCUCAUCUCUUCGUUCAUGUCUUCCAAGCUCAGAUGAGCCGAAGAAGCUAAGUAUUCCUCAGACGAUUUCGCGGAGCGUGCAGUACAUACCGGAGCUGCAAGAGGAAGUUAAGAAGCUGAUACAAAAGAAGGAGGACCUCUUGUUGCGAGAAUCGGGUCAAAGAGAACGUUACGCUAAGCCAGAACCAAAAGUGGCUGCUAGUUAUUUCUCCACCGUUUUUGCGACUAAGCUUAGAGAUAACGAAGUAAUGAUCCAAAUCUCAUCGUCCAACAUUCGUAAUUUUUCGAUAUAUAAUGUUUUGAGUGGACUAGAAAAAGAUGGGUUUGUUCUCGUUGAUGUUUCAUCUUCGAGUUCUCGAAGAGAACAACUCUUCUGCACCUUGCAUCUCCAAGUGGACAAGAUUGAUAAUUACAAGCUAAUUUGUGAAGAGCUAAGUCAAAGGAUCUUGUACUUGUAUGAGGAAUGUUGAAACUAGUUUAAAUAAGAGAGAUUUGUUCUUAUUUCGUUUGAACUGUGUCGUCCAUUCUAUAGAUAAUAUGUCAUUCUUGACUAAAGCCUUGUCUACUUCUAGUCGAGUUGCUUUCUGUUUUUUUUUUCGGAGCCAGUGAUCGAUACUAAUAGACUGGCCACUACUUCGGUAUUACAGCUAUGAAAUCCAGUUUUUCAUAUACACUUGGAUUUAAUUGAUGUAAAUACUCUUCUGGUGCAAACUUCCUAAUCUUUUUUUUUUGGAAACACUAAAUUCCUAAUCUAUUA